Molecule: messenger RNA, 2806 nt
Organism: Lampris incognitus (smalleye Pacific opah)
Lineage: Eukaryota; Metazoa; Chordata; Actinopteri; Lampriformes; Lampridae
Gene: rhag
Product: Rh associated glycoprotein
Exons: 10
Coding region: 145-1455 (436 amino acids)
Biological process (GO): ammonium homeostasis; ammonium transmembrane transport
Cellular component (GO): plasma membrane
Molecular function (GO): ammonium channel activity
Source: RefSeq, a predicted model, not a curated record
UAAGAAAUACACAGAGGGGGAGAAAGUGUGUGUGUGUGUGUGUGUGUCAGAGAUAGGGAGAGCCAGAGACAGACAGACAGACAGAUAGCUAGAUAGACAGGCAGACAGAUAGAACAAGAAGGGAAUCUGGAAUCUGAUCUCAGGAUGCCUGCAUAUUCCACCAACAUGAGGCUGAAGUUCCCUAUUUUGGCCUUGAUUUUGGAGAUUAUCACCAUCAUCCUCUUUGCAGUGUUUGUGGUCUAUGAUGACGGCGAGGGCCAUGGUCAUGAACAAGACCACAAUAGCAGUCACCAUGAGCCACAGGAUCCCAUGGCCCUCUACCCCAUGUUUCAGGAUGUCCAUGUGAUGAUCUUCAUUGGCUUUGGGUUCCUGAUGACCUUCCUGAAGCGAUAUGGUUUCAGCAGUGUGGGUCUCAACUUACUCCUGGCCGCCUUUGGCCUGCAGUGGGGCCUCUUCACGCAGGGCAUCUGGCAUCUGACGGACGGCAAGAUCAAAGUCAACAUUUUCAAAAUAAUUAAUGCAGACUUCAGCACAGCCACUGUUCUGAUCUCCUUCGGUGCCGUUCUGGGUAAAACCAGUCCUGUCCAGCUUCUCAUCAUGACCGUGCUGGAAAUCACCAUCUUCUCCAUCAAUGAGCAUCUGGUGGCUAAUGUCCUGAAGGCGAAUGACGUUGGAGCAUCCAUGAUCAUCCACGCCUUUGGAGCCUACUUUGGCUUGGCAGUGGCUCGAGUGCUUUACCGACCAGCUCUCCGAAACGGACAUGAGAAUGAUGGAUCCGUUUAUCACUCUGAUCUUUUUGCUAUGAUUGGAACAGUGUUCCUGUGGAUGUUUUGGCCGAGUUUCAAUUCUGCCAUUGCCGACCCAGGCUUCACCCAGCUCACAGCUGUGAUCAACACCUACUUAUCUCUGGCUGCCUGUGUGCUGUCGGCGUACGCCAUCUCCAGCCUUGUUGAACACAAAGGAAAGCUAGACAUGGUGCACAUUCAAAACGCCACCUUGGCUGGAGGUGUAGCCGUUGGAACUUGUGCUGACAUGAGCAUUGGGCCAUUUGGGGCCAUGCUAAUUGGAUUAGUGGCCGGCAUCAUCUCCACCCUGGGCUUCAAAUACCUAAGUCCCAUCCUGGCAAACAACCUGGGCAUCCAGGACACCUGCGGGGUGCACAACCUGCACGGCAUGCCUGGCAUCCUGGGGGGCUUGGCUGGCAUAGUGGCUGUGGCUCUGAAGAAAAAAGAUGGGGAUCCUGCCAUGCAAGCUGCUGCCUUGGCCUCAUCCCUUGGAUUUGCAUUAGUUGGAGGGGCGGUCACAGGUUUGAUAAUGAAGCUUCCGUUCUGGGGACAGCCUCCAGACCAGAACUGCUUUGAUGACUCUAUAUACUGGGAGGUACCUGAGGAAGAGGAGGAGAAUGAGGAGAGUAUGGCCCAUGCGGACCAUUCCAAGAACAAAGCAGAGGUCUAAAGAUCCAUCCUGCCAUUCAUUUAAGCAAGAGAUGAAGAGUACAGAACCAUUAACAAGUUAAACAAUGAGCACUGAUGUCAACAGGCAACAGGCAAUUUGUAUUCUUGACAAAAAAGAGUGGAUUUCCUUGAGCGACUAAAGAUAGACGAUGGCUUCAGCUCCAGUUUUGUGACUAACAUUGUCCUGACUAACAUCUCUUCUCAGCUACACCAUGUGUGACCUUACCAAGUCAGCACUGAUUGUCAUCAUAAUACAGAUAAAGAUUAAAAUUGCUUGUGGUCAGCCAGUAGCAAAAUUCUAUUUAUCAUUCAUCAUUUUGAAUGUGAUCAUAAUAGCUUUGUAUCAUUGUCCAUAUUAAGCAAGGUUUACACAGACAGCAGUCCGACUGUGAAAUGAGGCCAUCACAAUAACAGUGCAGAAUUGCACUGCAGAUAAUCCCAUCAAAAUGUCUUGCUUACAAUAAUUUUUGAGUAAAGGACAACACCACCCUUUACACCUACAGGAAUUUAUUUGUUCAUGGAAUUAUGACACCAGUCAUUUGCAGCAGUAAUAAGACACUGCAAAACCUAGUAGGCUCUGCCAACUGCCUCAUUGCUGACACAAAGCUCAUUUCAAUAAGCUUUGGGUUUCCUUUUAUAUCAUUAUUAAAUUUAUAAAGCAUGUUUUAGGCCUUUAGUUUAGCGUAUUUUUCCUUUACACUCUUUUAUAUUUCCGUACAACUGAUAUAUAUCUGUGCUAAGCCUCACUUCAAGGAGAAAAUAUAAAGCUAGCUUUUGACCCGCUAGGUCAGGCUGCUUCACUGGAGCCCAUCCUGCAGCCAGGAACUAGACCGCAGGUCUAUGAGGUCGGCAGCAGUUCGUUUCAACACGAAUCUGAGAUGGGCAAGGAAAGUUACUGCAUGACGCUUCUUACUAAUGAACCUUUAUAUGGCUCAUCUGUUGAUGAGUCAAUGGAUUUUCUACCUGUCUGAGAUUGUAAAUGGUCUCAAGCUUAAUGUGGGUUGCAUUCAGAGCCACGCAUCUGACAUUUGACUCAUCGUCACGAGGCACAUAAAGGUUCGCAAAUUUUCAUCCUUUUUUUUUUCUUUACAUAAAGCGUAAUCUCUUAUGUACAGUUAUGUUUUUAGAUAAGUGGACACAGUCAGUUUGUCUGAAUUCCCGUACUGUAAAAGUUGCAUUGGGUUACAGUAAGUGAGUUUAGAAGGUUCAUAGCAAGUUGGAUUGAAUUGACUACAGUAUUAAGGUUUUUCAGUUUUCAAGAUGCAGCAAAGCAUCGUUGUUUUUAUACAAAUGAGUAUGUGCUCUUGGUUUGUAUGGCAUACCAAUACUGUCACAAUAAAUAUGGUUUUAUA